GCACCGGGAUAGUAAAUAGUAACCUUCGUACGAAGUUAUAAAUCCACAAUUCUGCAAAUUCCUGCUGCCAAAAGAAAAUUUUGCUGCUGAAAGGCUUUAUAACUGCAUAAUACAAGCGAUAAAGUUUCAUGACAAGAUCGAAGGUCGACGAGAGCCAAAGCCCUCCUCGCAUCGGGAUGUUCAGCGGAAACGGCGAAUACCCGGUCUGGGCCCUCCUCCCGAAGAGGGAAACCGGGGUCACAGCUUUCCUCAGCAAGUAUCCUGAGUACGACGGCCGUGGCAUCACCAUUGCCAUCUUCGACUCGGGUGUGGAUCCUGGAGCUCCAGGCCUCCAGGUGACAAGUGAGGGUAAAAGAAAAAUUAUAGGGAGGUAUGACUGCACUGGAGCUGGCGAUAUCGAUACAUCAACUGUUGUCAAACCAAACAAUGGAACCAUCACUGGUCUCACUGGACGGGAGCUUAAGAUCCCACAGACUUGGAAAAAUCCCAGUGGAACAUAUCAUGUAGGUGUUCUGAACAGCUACCAGAUUUACCCCAGAAUGCUGAAGGAAAGGAUGACCCAGGAAAGGCGACAAAAAAGUUGGGAUCCAGGAUUUAAAACUGCUCUAGCUGAGUCAAACCACCGGCUCGCUGAAAUAAGCCAAAAUAUAGAUAAUUGUAAAGGAACCAUAUCAAGGACUAGCAAGCUCCAAAAAGAAAAUGUAGAAGCACAAGUGGAAAUGUUGAAUCAGUUCGAGAAAAAAUAUGAAGAUCUUGGUCCAACUUAUGACUGUGUUCUUUUUAAUGAUGGUGCUGUUUGGAGGUUGUGUAUUGAUACAAGUGAGUGUGGUGAUUUAGCUAGUUGUUCAUUGGUCGGGGAGUAUUCAAAAACAUAUGAAUUUGCUCCCUUGACAAAAGAGGAUGUCUUGAAUUACUCAAUAAAUGUGUACGACAAUGGAAAUUUGUUGGAAUUUGUCUCGUUAGCAUCAUCACAUGGGACUCAUGUUGCUUCAAUAACUGCCGCUUACUUUCCGGAUGAACCGGAGAAAAAUGGAGUCGCACCAGGAGCCCAACUGGUUUCCUUGAGUAUAGGUGAUCAGAGAAUUAACACGAUGGAAACAGGCACUGGUUUGGCCAGGGCAAUGAUAAAAGUUAUGGAGUCUCAAAAGACUAACAAUCCGAUCACUGUUAUUAAUAUGAGUUAUGGUGAACAAGCCAGUUGGAGUUGUUCUGGGAGAGUAGGAGAUCUCAUGAAUGAGGUAAUUGACAAAUAUGGCGUGACAUGGGUCGCUGCUGCUGGCAAUCAUGGCCCAUGCCUAUGCACUAUUGGUACACCACCUUCCAUUUCUACUGAAAGCAUAAUAGGAGUGGGAGCAUAUGUUUCGCCUGAAAUGAUGGUAGCUGAGUAUUCGCUUAGGUCAAAAGCCCCUGGUCUUCCUUAUACGUGGACAUCCCGCGGUCCAACAAUGGACGGUGCCAAAGGUGUUAGUGUAUGUGCUCCUGGUGGGGCUAUAACUUCAGUCCCACAGUACUUAUUAAGGAGCGCACAGCUAUUAAACGGGACAAGUAUGGCUUCCCCUCAUGUCGCUGGUGCUGUCGCUAUUUUGUUAUCCGGGUUGAAAGCCAAGAACAUUAAACAUACUCCUUAUUCUGUGAAAAGAGCUUUGGAAAAUACAGCUCAGUAUCUUUCUAAUGCUGAUUAUUUUGCACAAGGGCGGGGUUUGCUUCAGGUAGGAAAAGCUUUUGAUCACUUAAUUUCAUACAAUGAAUCGAGAGACAACAAAGUCAGAUUUCAUGUCUAUCUAAGUACGAACAAGGACAAAGGAAUCCUAUUACGAGGAGGAGCGCAUAAUGUGUCCAAAGAAUUCCCAGUGUGUAUCGAACCAAUUUUUGCCGACUCCUCAAACAUAGAUUUAAAGGAAAAGCUUGAUUUCCAAAUGAGUCUUUCUCUGUCGUGCGAUCAAUCGUGGGUCCAACACCCUGUCUCACUUGAGUUCAACAACAUGAUGCGAACUAUCAACGUGCGCGUCGACCCAUCUGGACUCCCCACAGGCGUUCAUGCUACAUCAAUCAACGCAUACGACGUCAAGCAAGUUGAAAAAGGUCCGAUGUUCCAAAUUGAAAUAACAGUUAUAAACCCUUACGUAUUACAAGAGCCGCCGAUCAAGCCUCUCAUCCAGUAUCAAACGAUUAGCAUUAAACCGGGUGAAAUUCGAAGGCAUUUCAUUUUUGUACCUGAAAGAGCUUCAUAUGCAACUGUGAAACUCAGUGUUCUUGAUAUUGAUAGACCUGGAAAUUUUGUAAUACACGCAAUGCAAGUUUUAUCAAAAAAAUCCUGUCGUGCACAGGAGUACCAUAAAAUGGCAGUGGUCUCUUUUGACACAGAAGGCAUUUUUACAUUCCAAGUCAAGGGCGGGAUAACAAUGGAGCUGGUGCUUUCAAAGUAUUGGUCUGAACAGUAUGAAAAUACUAUUAACUACAGCAUCCAAUUCUUCGGGUGUCCUCUUGAAUCAAACGAAGUGACUAUGCAUCACAGUCAUGCAAUCCACCAACUUGAAAUUCUAGGUGGCCUUCAAGUAGAGGAAAUUUCACCGGCCAUUUCAUUAAAAUUCAAUGUUAUCACGCUUAAACCAGCAGAUGCUAAGAUUACUCCUGGGUCGGUUAGAGAUGUAAUCCCGCCAUCCAGGCAUAUUUACCAGCUGAUGCUCACUUACAAUUUCCACUUGCCAAAACAGACGGAAGUAAUGCCAAACUGUGCAUUGGUUAGCCAGUAUCUGUACGAGUCUGAGUUUGAAUCUCAACUUUGGAUGUUGUUCGAUUCGAAUAAGCAGUACAUCGCCUCUGGGGAUGCUUAUCCUAAAAAAUAUAAUGUCAAAUUGGAUAAAGGUGAUUAUACGAUCAAACUCCAGAUAAGACAUGAAAAACGUGAUCUCCUUGAAAAGCUUUUUGAAACGCCUAUGAUGCUCUGGCAGAAACUUCAAAACCCCAUCAGCCUUGAUGUGUAUGCUACCCAGCAUGCGGCUGUCUUGCAAACAAAAAAAUUAAACUCUGGACUUGUACCGAGCGGCACUUACCGGCUCCCAAUCUAUAUCUCCCCAAUCCAGAAUGAGAAAACGUUGAAAAAUAUCACACCUGGGCAGUAUCUCACAGGGACUUUAACACUUAGUAAAAAUGAUUUGGGGAAGAAAGUGGAUACAUACACUUUCAAUUACAUCCUAAGUGAUCUCACUAAAAAAUCAACCAACAAUUCAAAAAAUUCUCCGGAAAAGAGUAAAUGGGAGGAGUAUCAGGAAGCUCUUCGAGAUCUCAAGACUUCAUGGCUCGCGAAAAUGGACAAUAGUGAAAUGGCCGAGAAGCUUUAUAGCGAGCUCAAAGAAGAAUUUCCGUCCCACGUCACUUCUUAUAUGAGUAUGCUUCAAUCUAUGGAGCCUGAAUCAAAGCGAGUCUUACCGGGCGCCAAAGAGACCGAAGAGGGCCUCCGUCUUGCUCAAGGAGUUCUCAAAUUAGCGAACGAACUGUAUGAGAGCAUAGAUCAAAAAUCACUACUUGCUUAUCUUGGAAUGAAAUCUGAUCUCAGACCUGAAGCAACUACCAUCAAACUCAUGAUGGAAAAGCAGAAGAAUGCUUUGAUAGAUAGUUUAUCGAGAAAAGGUGCAAUACUCUGUAGGCUCUACCUGAAGCACAUGGCAUCAGGAGAAUCAGGAGAUAGUGAAAUGGCCACUUCACUCGACGAGAUCGAUGACUUAUGGCUCUGUUUGUUAAAAUACGCAGAAGUCAGCGAUUUAAAGUCGACUGGCUAUUUUGGCCUCUGGCACGCAGCAGCAUUUGGCCAUUAUGGGCGACUGCUUAAACUCCAGUUGAAAAUGUUUGAAGACAAGCCUUCAAAAGAGCUUGAAGAAUCCGUCGUAUGGUGUUUGGAAAACCUCAGAUGGUCUUGGGCAGCAGAGCACAUAUCAAGAUCUACCUAUGUGAGGUUCCCAGCCCAAUUCAGACUCGUUUAAAAAAAUUCUCAGUUGUCAGAAGUUCUUUUUUUUUUCUUUUUCUUAAAUAAUCAAUUUUAUGGAAGAUUAUAAGUGUGUAUUGAGUUUAUUUGAAUUACCUGAAUUGUUAUGAGUAACUGAAGAAGAUAACUUAAUUAUUUAAUAUACUGUAUUGCACUAAGUAAAAAUUAUAAACUUUUGUAAUCUUUG
Cimex lectularius (bed bug) is the source of this 4169-nucleotide messenger RNA. It is a transcript of the gene TppII, whose product is annotated as tripeptidyl-peptidase 2. Gene Ontology annotation, cellular component: cytosol. Gene Ontology annotation, molecular function: serine-type endopeptidase activity; tripeptidyl-peptidase activity. Gene Ontology annotation, biological process: proteolysis. The record is from RefSeq and is a predicted model, not a curated record. NCBI's taxonomy places the organism in Eukaryota, Metazoa, Arthropoda, Insecta, Hemiptera, Cimicidae. The transcript has 22 exons. Bases 129 to 3980 code for a protein of 1283 amino acids.